AUGAAACUUUCCUUCUCUAAAAUUAAUUUGCUGGCAUUUGCUGUCUCGAUUAGCUUUUCUAGUGUGAAUUGUGGCUGUCCUGAUGGUUGGGGUACCAUUGACAACGUUAGCGGAUUUAAAAUCUUCACAUCAACCGACCCAAUAAACCUUUUCAUGGCACUUCCUAUAUGCAAAGCAAAUGGCGCUAAAAUUGCAUCAGUGAACAGUGCAGAUGAAAAUGAACUGAUUAAACAAAUGGUUAGUCAAGCCAAUGGAGAUGAUAGUACUCCAGUUUGGUUGGGAGUUUAUAUGAAAAAUAACGGUGACGGUAGCUUUGCAUGUAAAACUGCUGAUGGCGGAGAUUGUCCUUCUGACAUGCUGAAUUUAUACCAAAAUCAAGCAGACAAUUCAGAAACACCCAUAUAUGGUACACAAUUGAUAUCUGGUAAGUGGAAUGUUGUGGAUUGCGCAGAACGUGUGUAUUCUGUUGCUUGUAAAACUACUUGUGAUCAGUAA
Messenger RNA from Meloidogyne enterolobii, 495 nucleotides. Lineage: Eukaryota; Metazoa; Nematoda; Chromadorea; Rhabditida; Meloidogynidae. The record is from the annotation of a GenBank genome assembly.